Messenger RNA from Rubroshorea leprosula, 957 nucleotides. NCBI's taxonomy places the organism in Eukaryota, Viridiplantae, Streptophyta, Magnoliopsida, Malvales, Dipterocarpaceae. The record is from the annotation of a GenBank genome assembly.
ACAAAAAUUUUUCUGUAACAUGAUUGAGAAUAAGCCUUUUCAAACAAUUGUCACGCAUCUGUUGAAGAUGAGGCCGCAGAUAUUGUUAUUUGGAGACUCAAUUACAGAGCAAUCCUUCAGAACCGGAGGAUGGGGUGCUUCUCUCGCUGACACCUACUCUCGCAAGGCUGAUGUUUUGGUUCGUGGGUAUGGGGGGUAUAACACUAGAUGGGCUCUCUUCUUGUUGCAACACCUUUUUCCUCUGGGCGCUGUUAAACCUCCGGCUGCCACCACAAUUUUCUUUGGAGCUAAUGAUGCUGCUCUUUUGGGGAGAACUAGUGAGCGCCAGCAUGUUCCUGUGGAAGAAUACAAGGAGAACAUCAGAAGAAUUGUAAAUCAUUUGAAGGAAUGCUCAUCUACAAUGCUUGUUGUGCUUAUAGCUCCACCGCCAGUUGAUGAGGAAGGACGUAUGAAAUUUGCAAGAUCUAUGUAUGGGGACAAAGCUAUGAAACUGCCAGAAAGAACAAAUGAAAUGGCAGGGGUCUAUGCAAAUCAAUGUGUUGAAUUAGCCAAGGAGAUGGGUAUCAGAUCUAUCAAUCUAUGGUCCAAGAUGCAAGAAACAGAAGGUUGGGGGAAGAAAUAUUUGAGUGAUGGAUUGCAUCUGACACCUGAAGGCAACGGAGUGGUCUUCCAGGAAGUCAUAAGAGUGUUCAAUGAAGCAUGGCUUUCUGCUGCAGAAAUGCCAUAUGAUUUCCCCCACCACUCGGAAAUUGAUGGCAAGAACCCUGAGAAAGCUUUUCAGCAGAAAUGCUUAUAGCUUUUCUAGCUGUUGUUCACAUUUCCUGUCCAGGAUAUCUCUUCCAAAAUACACCACAUUCUGACUUUUCUUGUUAUACUAAAAUCAUCAACUCUCUGAUGAAGGUAAAUGAAAAUUUAAACUUGAAAGAUUUUUCUUUUGAAUAAAAUGUCUCAAGCUUC